AUGGCUCAAUUGGAGGGUUUUGAGGAUCCUGCACAUCCGAAUUUUAGUUCUCAGGUUGAUCCUUCUUUGUUCACCUAUCACCAAGAUACUGUGCAUGCUUUCUUGCUGGUGUAUGUGGACGACAUCCUUGUGACCUCUAAUGAUCGGUCCUUUGUUGCUUCUCUAAUUUCCAAGUUGCAGCUCGAUUUUGUUAUGAAGGAUCUCGGUCAGUUGUCUUAUUUUCUGGGUAUUGAAGCCACAUGUGAUUCCUCAAGUUUGCACCUUCGCCAGAAAAGGUAUGUCAUUCAUCUCUUGGACCUUGUCAAGCUUCUUGGCAUUCAUCCUUAUCGUGCUCCCUACAUUUCCGGCUCCAAACUGUCUAAAUUUGAUGGUAAGGUACUUCUGGGUCCUUUAGAGUAUCGCCACACUGUGGGUGCCUUACAAUAUGUCACUCUCACCCGUCCGGAUAUAGCUUUCUCCUUGAAUAAGCUAUGCCAACACAUGCAGGCCUCGACUACUACUACUCACUGGACAACAGCCAAACGAGUAUUGCAUUAUUUGAAUAACACCCUUGAUUAUGGCCUCUUCUACACACCUGGUUCAUUUUCGAUUAAUGCCUACUGUGACUCUGACUGGGAUGGUGAUCCUGAUGAUAGAAGAUUGAUGUGUGGUUAUGGCAUCUAUGUUGGUCCCAACCUCAUCUCUUGGUCUGCGAAGAACCAACCUGUGGUCUUUGAAUCCAGUACUGAGGCCGAAUAUAGAUGUUUAGCCUUGGUUACGGCUGAGGUUUAUUGGCUGCGUAUGCGCUUAUGUGAGCUGUAA
Molecule: messenger RNA, 801 nt
Organism: Juglans regia (Persian walnut)
Lineage: Eukaryota; Viridiplantae; Streptophyta; Magnoliopsida; Fagales; Juglandaceae
Exons: 2
Coding region: 1-801 (266 amino acids)
Source: RefSeq, a predicted model, not a curated record